This is a messenger RNA of Jatropha curcas, 2022 nucleotides long. The record is from RefSeq and is a predicted model, not a curated record. NCBI's taxonomy places the organism in Eukaryota, Viridiplantae, Streptophyta, Magnoliopsida, Malpighiales, Euphorbiaceae.
CCGCCAAAGACUCGCCACAGAAAUAAACCGGUCCCUCCAUUUCCUCUCUCCUUCUCUCCCCUUCUUCUGUGGGAGAGAAGAAGCCACCGCCAAAACCACCAUAAUGGAGGCUUCUCAUCGCGAUCAACGGUCUAGAUCUUCUAGACCCGCCACCAUCCAUGCUUACGCCCAGUCUGGUGAUCUUCAUGGUUUGCAGAAGCUGCUCCGCGCCAAUCCUUCUCUUCUUAAUGAAAGAAACCCUGUUAUGGCACAGACUCCACUUCACGUGUCCUCUGGCAACAACAGGGCUGAGAUAGUUAAAUUCCUGCUUGAUUGGCGAGGAGCAGAGAAAGUUGAAUUGGAAGCCAAGAACAUGUAUGGAGAAACUCCAUUACACAUGGCAGCAAAGAAUGGGUGCAAUGAUGCUGCACGAUUGCUUCUUGCCCACGGUGCUUUUGUUGAAGCCAAAGCAAAUGUACAGUUUCUUGGCCUUUUCUAUAUCUAUUUUUUUUCGUUUGGUUUAACAUUAAGACAGGGAAGUAAUCGUGCAGAGUGGGAUGACACAGUUAUACCUAAUUUAAGCUGCUUUUAUUUGUAUAUAUUCUUUGUGCAGAAUGGGAUGACACCAUUACACCUUGCUGUUUGGUAUUCAAUCAGAUCAGAUGAUUGCUCAACUGUCAAGACAUUGCUCGAGUAUAAUGCUGAUUGCAGUGCUAAGGAUAAUGAGGGUAUGGCUCCUAUUAAUCAUCUCUCACUAGGUCCAGGAAGUGAGAAGUUGCGCAAAUUAUUACAAUGGCACCUUGAAGAGCAGCAAAAGAAAAGAGCACUAGAAGCUUGCACUGGAACAAAAGCUAAGAUGGAAGAACUUGAAAAUGCACUAUCAAACAUAGUGGGGUUGCAUGAGCUUAAGGUGCAACUAAGAAAAUGGGCAAAGGGGAUGCUUUUGGAUGAGAGGCGCAGGGCCCUUGGGCUAAAAGUGGGCGUACGAAGACCUCCUCAUAUGGCUUUCUUGGGAAAUCCUGGGACAGGUAAGACAAUGGUGGCUCGAAUACUUGGACGAUUACUUCAUUUGGUGGGUGUUCUACCAACUGACAAGGUAACAGAAGUUCAACGUACGGAUUUGGUUGGUGAAUUUGUUGGUCAUACUGGACCCAAGACUAGGAGGAAGAUUAAAGAAGCAGAAGGAGGAAUUCUUUUUGUGGAUGAAGCAUAUCGGCUCAUACCCAUGCAGAAAGCAGAUGAUAAGGACUAUGGGUUAGAAGCCUUGGAAGAAAUCAUGUCUGUUAUGGAUAGUGGAAAAGUAGUUGUUAUAUUUGCUGGGUACAGUGAACCAAUGAAGCGCGUCAUUGCUUCUAAUGAAGGCUUCUGUAGAAGGGUUACAAAGUUUUUCCAUUUUGAUGACUUCACUUCUGAAGAUUUAGCUAAGAUAGUCCAUAUCAAGAUGCAAAAUCAAGAAGAAGAUGGUUUGUUGUAUGGAUUUAAUUUACAUUCUAACUGCAGUAUAGAUUCCAUUGCGAGAUUGAUAGAGAAAGGAACAACAGAAAAGCAACGCACGGAGAUGAAUGGAGGUUUAGUAGAUACAAUGCUAGUAAAUGCUAGAGAGAACUUAGACUUGAGGCUGGAUUUUGAUUGUAUAGAUGCUGAUGAACUACGAACCAUCACAUUGGAGGAUUUGGAAGCGGGCCUUCAGCUGUUAUCACAAUCAUGAGAAGAAAAUGAUGAUAAGAAGAAAAACUUGCAGAAAUAAUCUUGUUAGGCAGUUACAGCUAGUGUAUUUUAUUGUUGGCAGAGGUUCAUUUUGGUAUUGCCUUCAAAUUCAAUUGGGUAAUGUUUCCAUUAUUAGGGGGAUUGUUGCUCAAAGUUCUGUAAACGCAUCUAUCUUCCUUCUAGUUGCUGACGAUGAUAAUAUGACGGGCCUUCUUAUGAGUCGUGAUAAUUUUUCUUCUGCAUUUUUUAUUUGAUUCAUUGAUUCGAUUGUUUCAUUUGUACCUUUUAGAUGGCAAUAAUAUUUCUGGUAACUAUGGCUUUGCCACAAUUGGUUUA